Messenger RNA from Chanos chanos (milkfish), 2644 nucleotides. It is a transcript of the gene tars3, whose product is annotated as threonyl-tRNA synthetase 3. The transcript has 19 exons. Gene Ontology annotation, biological process: threonyl-tRNA aminoacylation. Gene Ontology annotation, molecular function: ATP binding; threonine-tRNA ligase activity. Gene Ontology annotation, cellular component: mitochondrion; cytoplasm. The record is from RefSeq and is a predicted model, not a curated record. The coding region runs from base 1 to 2436 and encodes 811 amino acids. NCBI's taxonomy places the organism in Eukaryota, Metazoa, Chordata, Actinopteri, Gonorynchiformes, Chanidae.
AUGGCGGAGUGCAUAGCCGCACGCCUGGCCGCACAGGAGGAGCAAAUACGAGUGCUAAGUCAGGAAAUAAGUCGGCUCCGCGACGGACUCGUGAACAAUCAACACACGAGUUCGUUCGCGAACAGCCCGGAGCUUGAAAACCUGCGGAGCGAAAAUGAAAAGCUGAAAUACCGGCUCGUGCAUCUUCGCCGGGGUCUCCAAGUUGAGCUGGACCUGGAGGGCCAGGCGCGCUCCAAACCAGGCCCGGAGAGCACCAACAAAGCCGCCAAAGAAACCACGAGAAACAACUCUUAUCAGAAGUCCUCGAAUGCUGCACAGCCGGGGACUCCAGAGAUCCGUCCAAAUGAAAAGAAUAAGAAAAAGGAAAAGCCUCGUGCGGAAGGAGGUGCAGGGGUCGGGCAGCUGACUCCUUUGCCUGUUUACAUCGGAGAGCGGUUGGAGCUCUAUGGAAAACUGAAGAAGGAAAGCGAUGCCAUCCUGGCCAAGCAAGCAGCAAACAGCCAUCCCAUCUCUGUGGUCCUUCCCGACGGUCGGAAGGUGGAGGCUCAGGCCUGGAAAACCAGUCCCUACCAGCUGGCCUGCGGGAUCAGUCAGGGCUUGGCAGACAACGCGGUGAUUGCCCGUGUGGAUGGGGAGCUGUGGGACCUGGACCGGCCUCUGGAGAAGGAUUGUUCUCUGGAGCUGCUGCGGUUUGACGAUGAAGACGCCCAGGCCGUGUACUGGCAUUCGAGCGCUCACAUCCUAGGUGAAGCCAUGGAACGCUUUUACGGCGGCUGUCUGUGCUACGGCCCUCCGAUCGAAAACGGGUUUUACUACGACAUGUUCCUGGAUGGGCCGAGAGGGGUGUCGAGCUCUGAGUUUGGGGACCUGGAGUCUAUCUGUAAAUCCAUCAUGAAGGAGAAGCAGCCGUUUGAGAGACUGGAGCUGAGUAAGGAGACGCUGCUGCAGAUGUUUAAGUACAACAAGUUCAAAUGUCGCAUUCUGAAUGAGAAAGUCACCACGCCCACAACGACCGUUUACAGGUGCGGUCCUCUCAUUGACCUGUGCAGAGGUCCGCAUGUCAGACACACGGGUAAAAUCAAAGCCAUGAAGAUCUAUAAGAACUCGUCCACGUACUGGGAGGGCCGUGCGGACAUGGAGACUCUGCAGCGGAUUUACGGCAUCUCCUUCCCCGACGGCAAGAUGCUGAAAGAGUGGGAGCGUUUUCAGGAGGAGGCCAAGAACAGAGACCACCGCAAAAUCGGGAAGGAACAGGAGCUUUUUUUCUUUCAUGAUCUGAGUCCAGGCAGUUGCUUCUUCCUCCCCCGAGGAGCCUAUCUCUACAACACACUCACUGAGUUCAUCAGGGAGGAGUACAACAGGAGAGGGUUCCAGGAGGUGGCCUCCCCAAAUAUUUAUAACAGUAAACUGUGGGAGACCUCAGGCCACUGGCAACACUACAGUGAGAACAUGUUCUCUUUUCCCGUCGAGCAGGACGUCUUCGCUCUCAAGCCAAUGAACUGCCCUGGACACUGUCUGAUGUUUAACCAUCGACCUCGCUCCUGGAGGGAACUACCUCUCAGAUUUGCGGAUUUUGGGGUGCUGCAUCGGAACGAGUUGUCGGGGACGCUGACGGGUCUGACCAGGGUCAGGCGUUUCCAGCAGGACGACGCCCACAUUUUCUGCUCCAUGGACCAGAUUGAGUCUGAGAUGAAAGGCUGCCUGGACUUCCUGCGCUGCGUCUACGACGUCUUCGGAUUCUCCUUCCAGCUGCACCUGUCCACUCGCCCGGAGAAAUUCCUGGGUGACGUCGCCGUGUGGGAUCAGGCAGAAAAGCAACUGGAGAACAGUCUGAAUGAGUUUGGUGAGCCAUGGAAGCUGAACCCUGGGGACGGAGCUUUCUACGGCCCAAAGAUUGACAUUAAGAUCAAGGACGCCAUUGGACGCUAUCACCAGUGUGCCACGAUUCAGCUGGACUUCCAGCUGCCCAUUCGCUUUAAUCUGAUGUUCGUAGGGAAAGACGGAGAUGACCGAUCCAGACCAGUCAUCAUUCACCGCGCCAUUCUGGGCUCUGUGGAAAGAAUGAUCGCCAUUCUCACUGAGAACUACGCCGGCAAAUGGCCACUCUGGCUGUCACCUCGACAGGUGAUGUUGGUGCCUGUGAACCCAUCCUGUGAAGAAUAUGCCAAAAAGGUGUGUAAGCAGUUUGUAGAGGCUGGGUUCAUGGCGGACGCAGACUUGGACUCCGGCUGCCUCCUGAACAAGAAAAUCCGAAAUGCUCAGCUGGCCCAGUAUAAUUUCAUUCUAGUGGUCGGCGAGAAGGAGAAGAUGACAAACAGCGUGAACGUUCGUACGAGGGACAACAAAGUCCACGGGGAGCUGUCCGUCCCGGAGGCCCUGGCCAGGCUGACGCUCCUGAAGCAGUCUCGCUGCCGGAACGCAGAGGAGGCGUUCUGAAGAUCAGACGUCAGACGCGACGGUCUCCGUGUGACGGAGAGAUAAAGGCUUAAUCUUAAAUUACAGUGGAGUGUACGCCAACAAAGAGACGGUGUCAUUACAAAUGAUGAGAGAAAUGAGUUUGAGAUGAUUCAGUGAAAAGAAACAGAAUGUUACAGAAUGGAAGUGGAGGAUUUAAAAAAGAAGGACAAAAGAUAAAAAAAAAAAA